AUGAAUCCACUGAUCUCAGUCCAAGACUUCACAAAUCAAGCCGCAGAAUCUUUUAACAUUGUCUAUUGUGCAUUAUUAUUAUAAUUUUUAAAAAAAUUCUAUUUUAAUAAAAAAAAUUAUUAUAAAAAUCCCCUAUUGUGCCCCCCUCCUUCACAUUCCCAAUCUUCAUUUAUCCCUGGGUCUUACAUUUAUCAUAUUUCAGAGAACACUGAAGAAUUCAUCAAAGAUGCCCGCAGUAUAGAGUUUGACGAAGAAGAACGAACCAUCAUCUGCUACGACGACGGUGACUUCUCCUAUGCCUGCAAAGCUUAUUGAGGAUUCCGAGCCACAGGUGUCGACGAAGUCAGGAUUUUAAUUGGUGGCUUAAAAGCUUGCCAAGAAAUUGGCUUGGAGCUUGAUGAAGGUGAGCCACCAGAAAUUACUAGAUCUAACCAUCCGUAUUUGCCCUUUAAUAACUCAAUAGUUAUCACAAAAGAAGAAUUCGCGAAGAAAAGCGUUUAUUGUCAACAAAUCCUUAGGGCAAAUAGCUUGCCGUUUAACUUAUUAGAUGCAAGAGGAAAUAUGAUACUGCAAGCACAGCUGAUGAAAAACUUGGAGACCAAUGGAAUCACGUUCAGUACUGGGAAAUCGACAAUUGUCCAUGGAAAAGCUGCGUGCUUGUUAGGUCUUUUAUUGACAUUUUUAGGGGAAAAAUCAGUAAGUGUUGUUAUUGAUGACACGGAAGGGAUUUUGGCAAGCAGCAAAGGGAAGGCGAAAAAGAGAGAAUUGUCAUUCCAUAUGGUGCCUGAUGGAGGGGAAAUACCUGAUAGUGGAGCUACCAGGUCACCGAGAAAGUCAGGAGAAGAAAAGCAUUAUAAACUGCCAGUUGAUGACAAAAAUGAGACAAAGAAGCCAGAGCCUGGAAGAUCAAAUACAAUAUGCUGCAACGCGUGUAGUCUAUUUUAA
Messenger RNA from Blepharisma stoltei, 945 nucleotides. The record is from the annotation of a GenBank genome assembly. NCBI's taxonomy places the organism in Eukaryota, Ciliophora, Heterotrichea, Heterotrichida, Blepharismidae.